AUGGAGCUGCGGAGCUACCAGUGGGAAGUCAUUACUCCAGCUUUGGAGGGCAAGAAUGUCAUCAUCUGGCUCCCAACAGGAGCUGGAAAAACUAGAGCAGCCGUGUACGUGGCAAUGAGGCACCUGCAAAUGGUACCAAAUGCCAAAGUAGCCAUGAUUGUGAACAAGGUGCAUCUUGUACAACAGCAUUACAGCAAGGAGUUUCAGCAGCACCUUAAGGACAAGUACAAAAUGAUUCCCAUAAGUGGCAAUACAGAUGAGAAAGGCUUCUUUGCACGUUUGGUAAAAGAAAAUGAUGUCGUCAUCUGUACCGCUCAAAUCCUGUAUAAUUCUCUCCAGAAUCGCAGUGAAGAAAAGCAUGUGGAAUUAACAGAUUUCACUCUGUUAAUAAUAGAUGAGUGCCACCACACUCAAAAGGAUGCCACUUAUAAUAAGGUGAUGCAGAUCUAUCUUCAGAAAAAGCUCGAAAAUGAAAGGAAACUUCCACAAAUCCUGGGACUUACUGCAUCCCCAGGGACUGGUGGAGCUAGCAGCUUUAAUGAUGCUGUGGAUCACAUUUUACAGAUUUGUGCUAAUCUGGACACGUGGAAGAUAAUGUCGGCCAAGGUCAACAUUGAAGAUCUAGAAAGUAAAGCCAGGCAGCCCAUCAAACAAUAUGACUUAGUGCCAGAAAGGGUUGUGGAUCCCUUUGGAGAUAAGCUUAAGUCACUCAUGGAAACCAUACAUGAAUAUCUUGGUGACAAUAACUUUAUUAGAUCUGACUUUGGCACUCAGCCAUAUGAACAGAAAGUGGUUGAAAUGGAGAAGGAAGGAGCAGUGAAGGCAGACAGAAAGAAAAGGACAUGCGCUUUGCACCUGCGUAAAUACAAUGAUGCCCUCCUUAUUCAUGACACUGUCAGAAUGCAGGAUGCCUAUGACCUUCUGGACAUGUUUUACAUUGAAGAGAAGUUCAUCAAGAAUACGAAUGACCCCAUUGAUGUCUUUCUCUGUCAGUUAUUCAAUGCUAACAGUGAGCACCUGCUAGAACUGAGCAAAGACCAGAACAAUGAAAAUCCCAAGCUAAAGAGGCUUGAAGAGAUUCUCAAAGAGCAUUUCCAGUCCUCGCUGGGUUCCCGUGGGAUCAUCUUCACUCGCACUCGGCAAAGUACCCACUCUCUGCACAACUGGAUCAUGAGUAAUUCCACUCUCAAAGAGCUGAACAUAAAGACUGCGGCACUAACUGGAGCUGGCAUCAGCAAUCAGACCAAGCACAUGACACAGAAUGAGCAACAAGAAGUUAUUAAAAAUUUUAGUAAAGGCUUGCUAAACCUGCUCAUUUCGACCAGCGUUGCGGAGGAGGGCCUUGAUAUCCCAGAAUGUAAUAUUGUUGUGCGUUAUGGUCUUAUGACUAACGAAAUAGCGAUGGUGCAGGCUAGAGGCAGAGCUCGGGCUGAGGACAGUUGUUAUUCAUUUUUGGCCAAAUCUGGAGGAAAGGAGAGCCGAAGAGAGAGGACCAAUGAAUCUUUGGAGGAUCUGAUGAAAAGGGCUAUUGAGCAUGUGCAAAAAAUAUCAGAGAAAGAAUAUAAUGAAACGAUUUUGGCUCUGCAGUUAUCAUCUGUCAUUGAACGUCAGGUGAAACAAGCUAAGGUGGAGAAGAAAAAGAAGUUCAAUCCUGAAGAUGUUCGACUCGACUGUCGAAAGUGUAGCAUUGCAGUUGGGCACGGCAGUGAUUUUCGGGUUGUGGAAGGCGCUCACCAUAUCAACAUUAAUCCUAACUUUAAAGUCUAUUAUGAAGAAUACACAGCACCUCUUGAUCUGGGAAAGAAAAUGGAGGAUUGGGUCCCUGGAGGAUCUAUCAGAUGCACGUUUUGUCAGCUGAACUGGGGCUUUAUUAUGAUCUACAAAGGAGUGCGUCUUCCGAUUAUCAGCAUUAGGAAUUUUAUAAUAGAAACUCCAGAGGAGCGUAAACCCUGUAAAAAAUGGAUGGAUGUGCCUUUUCCAAUAGAGCUCUUUAAUUACAAUCAGUAUUGUGAAGACAACGGUUUAGUUAUUAUUGAUGAUGAUGACGACGACUGA
Staurois parvus is the source of this 2055-nucleotide messenger RNA. The record is from the annotation of a GenBank genome assembly. NCBI's taxonomy places the organism in Eukaryota, Metazoa, Chordata, Amphibia, Anura, Ranidae.